GAGGUUCCGGUGCUCGCGGCGACGGCGGCGGCCCGCUGAGGGGACUGGCCUGGGCGGAAGAAGUCAAGCCCGAGGCAUUUCCGGUUCCGGUGUCAGGCCGAGGCCCCGCCGCCGCAGCCGCCGGAGCCGCGAUGCCUAAAGGAGGGAGAAAGGGAGGCCACAAGGGCCGGGCAAGGCAGUACACGAGUCCUGAGGAGAUCGAUGCACAGCUCCAGGCUGAAAAGCAGAAAGCCAGGGAAGAAGAGGAACAGGGAGAAGAAGGUGGAGAUGGGGCUUCAGGUGAUCCCAAAAAGGAGAAGAAAUCCCUAGACUCAGAUGAGAGUGAGGAUGAAGAGGAUGAUUACCAGCAAAAGCGCAAAGGUGUGGAAGGGCUCAUCGACAUCGAGAACCCCAACCGGGUGGCACAGACAGCCAAGAAGGUCACACAUCUGGACCUGGACGGGCCCAAGGAGCUUUCUCGGAGAGAACGAGAAGAAAUUGAGAAGCAGAAAGCAAAAGAGCGUUACAUGAAAAUGCACUUAGCUGGGAAGACAGAGCAAGCCAAGGCUGACCUUGCCCGGCUGGCCAUCAUCCGGAAACAGAGGGAGGAAGCCGCCAGGAAGAAAGAAGAAGAGAGAAAAGCAAAAGAUGAUGCAACUUUGUCAGGAAAACGAAUGCAGUCACUCUCCCUGAACAAGUAGCCCGGCCUGUGGGAGGAGAUUCCAGGGAGCAGGGCCAGGCUGCCAGGACCUCUGCCGUGUCUUGCCUACCCUGUGCCCUGGCACCGCUGCAGCAGCCCCCACGGCAAGGGGCCCCCCACAAACUGGGGCCUCCCUUUCAUUUUGGCACAGAAAUAGUUUGGGGGGGAUGGUGGGAGGGCUGGGGGGAGGGGCAGCCACUCUCUUUGAGACAGAAAGACGUGGGACAGCAUUUCAUAUGUAACCAUUCAGAUGUUUUUGCUGUUUUUAGAAUUCAGAACCCUUGUUGAGGGUACUUGUUAGGCGGGGUAAGAAGAGCUUGCAUUUGUCCAGUGGAUUGCGCAGCGGAGGUAGUUGUGCUCGGUGGCUGCGGCUGAAUAUUGCCUGGGUGCUUGCUUACAGGGCUGUCUGCAGGCUGGUAGCCUGGGGCCCUGGGGCCGUGAGGGUCAUGGCUUAUCCCUGGCCAAUCCCCCCCGAACAGAAGCCUCCCUCUGCACUCCCCACCCAAUUCCCAUCUGUCUGGCGAGGGCCCGGGCCCAUUCUUAGCCCCAACCAUUGAUCAUUGAAAGAAACCUCUGUUUACUGUGCAGCACCCAGGCAAAACAUGCUCCAAAAAUCCAACUUGUAUAUUUGGCAGAUUAAACUUGAUGUUAUCAUAA
This is a messenger RNA of Manis pentadactyla (Chinese pangolin), 1336 nucleotides long. RefSeq names its product PDGFA associated protein 1 (gene PDAP1). Gene Ontology annotation, molecular function: RNA binding. The coding region runs from base 132 to 680 and encodes 182 amino acids. The record is from RefSeq and is a predicted model, not a curated record. The transcript has 6 exons. Gene Ontology annotation, cellular component: cytosol. Lineage: Eukaryota; Metazoa; Chordata; Mammalia; Pholidota; Manidae.